GCACUUACAGGCAGCAAUCGGUGACCUCGUAUUAUAACGACCCACUGGAGCACGCAUGGCACUUGCAGAUCAUGCGAUUCAUUGUCGAGAGUGGCAUGCCGUUCAACUGUGUGAAGCUCGAGAGCUUCGAACACAUGUUGACGUUGAUCAUCCCGCCUGAGGUUCCCGGAGUGCCCACCCCAAAACCCCCGACGUAUCACAUGAUCCGUACCACAUUUUUGGAUGAGCUUGAUGCGGAAGUCCAAAAGUGUGUGAAACCUGUCCUCGCUACUGCAGCUACCUACGGUUGCACGAUAAUGACAGACGGUUGGACGAACAUUCGGGGUCAGACAUUGUGCAACUAUCUCGUCGGGACCACAAGGGGCGCCACAUACAUCGCGACAGAUGUUAUGCGAGGAAAGAAGGAUGCCACUGCUCUGGCGCAGGCUUGGCUGCGAAGGUUGAAGUCACUAGACAUAAAGCUCGCAGACAUCACCGCUUUUGUCACGAACUCGGUCAGUUCGAAUGUUUCUGCGAUGAAGGUGUUCCAUAAGGAUGAGAGUGUCAAGCACAUCUUCUGGAUUCCUUAUGUGGCGCACGUCAUGGACCUUAUCCUUGAGGACAUUGGCGGCAUUGAGUGGGUGGCGACCCGCAUUGCUCAGGCGCGUUUGGUCACAAAGGUUUUCAAGCGUCAUAGUCAUGCUCGUGAAGUUUUGCAAGCUUUCACGAUGAAGACACUGCUGCUUCCCGCCGAGACUCGCUUCGGUACGCAUAUGGUGGAGAGCGACACGAGGCAGAUUGACAAGAUUUUGCGUCGGUACGACGAGAUGAUCGUGCGUUGUUCGUCUGCAUGUGCCGCUUUGGAGGUGGACGAGCAGGACGCGCUGCUUGAAGUGUUUGACAGACGCCGCACCAUGUUCAAGUCGCCUGCUCAUGUUGCUGCCAUGAUGUUGGACCCCGAGUUUCGAGACCACACGAUGCCAGACGAUGAGGAGAUGCAGCACGUGACGAAGGAGGAGUUGACGCCUGCGAGAGAGAGAAUGCGCGCCGUGUCCCGCAUGGGAGCCACUUGUUGCUUGCGGGAGUGUGACACGAGGAGGUGUCGUAGCGGCGGUCGCGGAGGUGGUCGUCGGGGCGGUCGUGGGCGAGGCGGGCGUGGAGGUCCUGGUGGGAGGUGUAGUGUCGCGAGUCGUGGAAGGGCAACGGACGAGCUAGUACGCAAGCCUCGACAGCGAUGGGAUGAGGGAGACUUUUUGUACGAGAGCUCGUCCAGCGAUGACGAGGAUUUCUUCGGGACUGGCAGGCCUGCACAUGAUGGCGACAGCGAUUUCGACGACUAUCACCCGGACGUAGACGACGACGAUGACGCCGCCGCGCCAGUGGCGAUGAUCACAAACAGUGCAGGGGCCUUGAGACCUGCACACGGUGACACGAUGCGCGACGACGGGGCAGGGGGUGAGCACCGCACAACAGUAGAUGACGCUCGAGAUGGAGUGGAUGAUGAUGGUUCACGACCUGUCCCGGACAGUGACCUGAGGCGCUUGAAACGCGGACCAAGGAAAAGAGACACUAUCGUUUCAAGUGUGCGCAAACGUCAUGGUGGGGUUGCUAGCAUUUCACGAGCACAAGUCCCCGCAACUGAGCAGAUUCCAGUUUUCGAGGACUCUUUCAGCGAUCACAGCGGCGAGGAGCGGAUUGAGCUGCAUGGCGGGAACGGUCAUCCACGAGGUGACACUUCGAGUAUGCACGCGACAGCUCCGAUGGGGCCCUCCGCAGCAGUCCUAGAAUCGCAACAGGGCCCAACACCGUUGAUGCAUCAUCCCGAGGUUCAAGGAGAGAUCGGUCCUCUCCCGGUAGUGCGGGACGAGGGUUCUGCCGGUGCACUGCAUCCACUCACGUCUGCCGGAGCGGCAGUCUCAGUUGCAGCGACCUCGGAUGUGGGACAGCCACUGGCAGCGGCGGAGCAAGAAAAUAUGCUCCCACCUCGCAGUGUUCAACCGCGGCCACCGCCUGCAUUGAUGGAGGGGAGUCAGGGGACCGUUGUUGUGUGUCUAGGCGACGAUCUCCCGAAACAUGAGAUCUCACAUUCUCCCGCAGCCAAGCAGAGCGCCGCAGGCCAUGUCGGCCUCACAUGCCCCACCGAUCAUGGACUCUACGCUCGUUUCUCUAUCGGACUUGUCGACGUUCAUAUCCCCAGCAUCGCACAACGCAGUCUUUCUCAUUCGUUUGACGGCGCAGAGGAAGGGUCUCCAGGUGGGCCAGUUGACGCAGUCGAAAGCGAAGCAAGACCCCCAGGUCCGCCAUCAAACUCAGAGCAUCAUCCGAUUGUCGCAGCUGUCGGCGCAGAUGCGGGCGUCCCCGUCGCACACACUUUUGACGCGACAAAACAGCCUGUGGUUGGGUCAUCGCCGACAGCACGGCACGACAGAGCUACUGUUUUGCCGACAGUGGCAUUCUAUGCCAGCGGGAAGAGUACUGGGGGGAUGGAUGAGCAGGGAGUCCGGAACAAUGGCAGGCCAUCUGCACCGUCUAUGGGGACACGAUCCAUUGGGAGUGUCGAUGGAGCUCGACACACCGCCAUGGCAGAGUUUGAGGACCGACACGGGAGUACUUUGCCGACAAAGACGUCUGAUGUCCACGCUACGAGAGUGGCGAAGGCGAGUCUUUCUCGGGCAAGGAAGAAGGCCUCGACAAGGAAGGCGUCACGUUCGUCCUCACAUAUGCGUUCCCGAGAGAGAGGAUCGGGCGUUGUGCAUCUCGAGGACGGAGAAAUUGCACCUGACGGCGACGCAUUGGAUGUUGGAGGGAAGGAUGCAACGACGACGGAUAUCGCCGGCAGGGAGGGCACAGGGGAUGCAGUGGCAGGUUAGAAGAGACGCGGAAGUGUACUUAUCAUCCACGAC
Chara braunii is the source of this 2882-nucleotide messenger RNA. NCBI's taxonomy places the organism in Eukaryota, Viridiplantae, Streptophyta, Charophyceae, Charales, Characeae. The record is from the annotation of a GenBank genome assembly.